This is a messenger RNA of Funneliformis geosporum, 1698 nucleotides long. The record is from the annotation of a GenBank genome assembly. NCBI's taxonomy places the organism in Eukaryota, Fungi, Glomeromycota, Glomeromycetes, Glomerales, Glomeraceae.
AUGAAUUUCAAUAAUCAACGAGAUAAAGUUGUAAUUCCAGGAAAUUUGUCGGUUGAAUGUUUUGAACAAGUAUUGAUUCAUUUUAAAAAUGAUCCCGCAACACUUUUUAAAUGUUUAUUGGUUAACAGACUCUGGUGUCGUCUUUCAGUACCUUUAUUAUGGAGUCACCCUUUUGAAUAUCAUGGAUUUGGAGAAUUUGCGGCAAAUAUAAUUCAAAUUUAUAUCGCAUGUCUGCCAGAAGAUAAAAGACAAAUUUUGAUUGAUGAAAGCUUGCCAGUUCCUGAAACCAAAUCGCCACUUUUUAAUUAUCCGAAUUAUUUACAAAGUUUUGAAUCUGCUCAUUUCACAGGUGCUAUUAUGUCAUGGCUUUCUAUUAGGGUUAAACCUUUCCUCGAAGAACAAGAUAUUAAUACAUAUACCAACUUUGUUCAAACGAUCCUUGGAAAUCUUUUAUUUAAUAGUAGCAGAGGGAUAACUGAUUUAGACAUCGUGCACUUUGAUGAAGAUGACGAUUCACUUAUCAAGGACAUUAUAUCAUUUGAAAAAGCGAAUCAAACUUUAUCUAAGCUUGAAAAAUUUCAAUUUGAUUAUUCGGGAUGGUCUGAACAAGAAGAUAAAUCGUCUGAAAUCAUUUCAAAUCUUUUUUAUUUUAUGACCAAAUGCUCUCAUAACAUUCAACAUAUCUAUGUAAACAUCACAAAUAUCUCUGAUCAAGAUUUGGACCUUCAUCAAAUUGCGACAAGUAUCUCAGAAUUAAUUCAAUCCCAAAAUAAUUUACGUGAUCUCGUAAUGUUAGAAUUCUGGUCCCCUACAGCUUCAGCAACAAUUUUUAACGCAUUACCAGUUCAAGCACAUUCUUUAACAUUUUUAAGACUUCAUGACCUACAUCAGUAUCAAUAUCUUUUAUUAUUACCAAUCCUACCAAUUCUAACAAAAUUAGAAACCUUACAAUUUAUUAGUUUUCAACCUAUUUAUGAAGAACCAGAACCUAUCAAGUAUAUAGAACUACAACCUAUUCACCUUAAGCAUCUACAUUAUCAAGAAGAAAGAUCAAGGGUGGAAGGAUCAGCGCUUUUAGAACCAAUCCUUCGAAUGGCAAAUAUGAACCUGAGGACGUUAUCGUUGGUUUCUGUCACACCUGAAACCAUCGAGAUAAUUGGACAAAAUUGUCCUAAUCUUACACAUUUAUCUUUAUCGUUAACAACAUCGGAAAUCCCUGUUUCAUUAUUUGGUUUAUUAACAUCAACAAAAUAUCUUCGACAUUUUUCCAUUUACAUUUAUUCAUCGGAAUUCCCAUUUGCCACAACUGAGAAUUUACAACAGUUCGCAAUAUCAUUUCCAAAAUCCCUUUUAUACUUUGGAUUCUAUUUGUCAAUUACUCCAUAUAUUUUGGAUUUCUUUUUAAAAGCAUGUCCAGCCGCAUUUCAGGCUUUAGCCGUGUAUAGACCAGAAAUUAUAGAUGAAAAUUUAUUACAGAUUCUGAUAAAUUAUGCCAAUGAGAGACAAUCUUUAAAAAAAUUAUAUUUGGAUGAUUUUUAUUCAUUUGAGGGAAGAGCCAUAACUGCUGCUUUAAAAGAAGCAAAAAAGGUUAUACCUUUUAUUCAAAAUACGAUUAGUUCCAAUCAACCAUAUUCUGGUCCUGUAAUGGAUAAUCCAAGAGAUGAGGAUUUGUGGGAUUAUGAUAAUAUAAAACUCUAA